GCCAUUGAGCUGCCAUGUAUUCGUCUUCUGAGCAUAGUCGAGGUAUCAAUCCUCACAUAUCACCAAGAUGCCUUACAAUAUCGCCAUGGUCAGCGACAAUUUCUAUCCACAGCCUGGAGGAGUGGAGAGCCACAUGUACCAGCUGUCCAGCAAACUGAUCGAUCGCGGCCACAAAGUUAUCGUCAUUACACAUGCCUAUGCCGGCCGAACAGGCGUGCGCUAUCUGACAAACGGUCUCAAAGUCUACUACGUACCCUUCUUCGUCAUUUACCGCGAGACGACCUUCCCAACCGUAUUCUCCUUCUUCCCCGUUUUCCGCAACAUUGUCAUACGCGAACGGAUUGAGAUAGUACAUGGCCAUGCGAGUCUCAGUAGUUUAUGCCACGAGGCUAUAUUACAUGCCCGAACCAUGGGGCUGAGGACUGUAUUCACUGAUCACAGUCUAUUUGGCUUCGCGGACGCAGGGAGUAUACUUACGAAUAAGCUUCUGAAGUUUACUCUGAGUGACGUUGAUCAUGUCAUUUGCGUCAGUCACACAUGUAAAGAGAACACGGUUCUUCGAGCAUCGCUUGACCCACUCAUGGUUUCUGUCAUCCCGAAUGCGGUCGUUGCUGAGAAUUUCCGUCCUCUCUCGCACGAUUUGGGCGGAUCGAACAUGCCAAAACCUCGCGCUGCCUCUGGCCCUCCGCAGCCCAUGGGCCCAGAUGAGAUUAUCACCGUCGUUGUCAUCCAACGACUUUACUACAAUAAGGGCACUGACCUCCUCGUGGCUGCCAUCCCGCACAUUCUUGCUGCACAUCCAAACGUGCGUUUUAUAAUCGCAGGCAACGGGCCUAAGGCUAUUGAUCUUGAGCAAAUGAUCGAGCGAAACGUGCUACAAGACAGGGUCCUCAUGAUUGGUCCGGUUCGCCAUGAAGAAGUCCGGGACGUCAUGGUACGAGGUCAUAUCUACCUUUGUCCAUCACUCACGGAAGCUUUCGGUACUGUUAUUGUGGAGGCUGCAUCUUGUGGGCUAUACGUUGUAGCUACGCGUGUUGGUGGCAUCCCAGAAGUACUUCCCCCUCACAUGACAGAGUUUGCAGCGCCCGAAGAGGACGAAUUAGUUGAAGCUACUGGACGCGCAAUCGCAAAACUACGAGCAGGAAAGGUUAGGACUGAGUUAUUUCACAAUCAAGUGAAGCUGAUGUACUCCUGGACGGAUGUCGCACAGCGAACAGAACGAGUUUACGAUGGUAUUAGCGGCAACAUCAGUCACGGCGAGUUCUAUCAAGGCGCAGGCGCGGCUGGUGCAUGGAGUGCUCCACGAGGUCGCGCCGGAGGUCAGAGUUUUGCGCUCAUCGAGCGACUCAAGAGAUACUAUGGCUGCGGCAUUUGGGCCGGCAAGCUUUUCUGCGUCUGCGUCAUCGUUGACUACCUUCUCUACCUUGUUUUGGAAGUCUUUGCACCGAGGUCGCGAAUAGACAUCUGCAAGGACUGGCCGAAGAAGCUUUUGAAGGAGAAAAACAAGGCAAUUGAGCGCGGCUUUGGUGCUGGUACGAAUGGUGAUGAGGUGCUUGAAACAAGAAAUCCCCGACGCCACAAGGAAAGAAAAGAGGAGCUAGACGAUAGCUGA
Cucurbitaria berberidis CBS 394.84 is the source of this 1612-nucleotide messenger RNA. RefSeq names its product glycosyltransferase family 4 protein. Gene Ontology annotation, cellular component: glycosylphosphatidylinositol-N-acetylglucosaminyltransferase (GPI-GnT) complex. Bases 68 to 1612 code for a protein of 514 amino acids. The transcript is spliced from 5 exons. Gene Ontology annotation, biological process: GPI anchor biosynthetic process. Gene Ontology annotation, molecular function: phosphatidylinositol N-acetylglucosaminyltransferase activity. Lineage: Eukaryota; Fungi; Ascomycota; Dothideomycetes; Pleosporales; Cucurbitariaceae. The record is from RefSeq and is a predicted model, not a curated record.